Messenger RNA from Zea mays, 1216 nucleotides. RefSeq lists its product as uncharacterized. The transcript has a single exon. Lineage: Eukaryota; Viridiplantae; Streptophyta; Magnoliopsida; Poales; Poaceae. The coding region runs from base 247 to 729 and encodes 160 amino acids. The record is from RefSeq and is a predicted model, not a curated record.
UUAGCAAAGCUAGUCAAAGGCAACAACACAUGAUUAGAGCGCAGCGCCCUAAAAAUUUGAUUUUGAUCCCAAAUCCCCCAAACCACCCACCGCCCACACAACCCACUCCGGCGCUCCCUCACCUCUCCCAUAUAUACGCAGGCCGGGCGCGGCCACUCCCCCGCUCCUGCCGUCCCCCACCGCAGUCCCCCGCAGCAAUCUCUCCUCCUCGCUCGCCCCCGCAGGCCGCGGCCGCCCAUCGUCUCCAUGGACGGCGGCGGGUACAGCCCGCGGUUCCAGCGCCAGGCCUCCUGCUCCUGCGCCCCCUCCAUCUCCCGGCGGGGGUUCGUCCGCGCGGGCUUCGACCUCGACGGCGACGGCGACGACGACGCCGCCGCCGCCGUCGUCUUCCACUCCUCCUCGUCCUCGUCCUCCUCCUCCUUCUCCAAGGCCGACGGCCCGGGUGCGCCCUACUACUACUACUCCGCCGCCGGGGCCCCGCGGCCGUCCGCGCGCGCCAGGCUGAGGGCGCUGUGGCGCCGCGUCGUGCGGGAGAAGAAGCGGAUCCUGCUCUGCUCCACCGGCUGCGUGCCGGCGCCGCACCGCGACCGGGAGCCCUACGACGCGUACAGCUACGCGCAGAACUUCGACGACGGCGAGGCGUGGGUGGAGGAGCCCGACAACCUCUCGCGCUCCUUUUCCGCGCGCUUCGCCGUCCCCUCCAGGGUCUUCCAGAGGGUCGCCGUGUAGUGUAGGAACCGCCGUCCCGCUCGCUGGCGGCCGGCGGCCGGCGGCGUCAAGAUUUUUACUUUUAAUCUCCCCCCCCCCCCCCCCCCCCCCCCCCCCCCCCCCCCCCAACUCCAAUUUUGGUCCGGUGAAUUCUGAAAACAGAAGCAUCCAUCCCCAUCUGUACAUGCAUUCAUAUUUUUUUCGUUCUCGAUCAAACUCUGUACUUCGCCGGCAAUCAGAUACCACAGCACACAUGACUGACACACCAUUGCUCACAGCAAAAUCACGGAAAACAUGUGAAUGCUACGUUCCACAGCCCCGUGAUCUGUUGCUAAAUCACUAGAGGUGGGAUGAAUACUUGGUUUGUUCUGAACUGGCUUGAUGAGAAGAUUGGUUUUUUUUGUUUUUGUUUUGAAUGCUAGUUGGAAAACGCUUGUCAGUUUUAGGAAUCUUUGGAGACAAGAUCUAAAUAAAGGACUGCAAAAUUGAAAGUGCCCAGCACUAUGUA